Messenger RNA from Penaeus vannamei (Pacific white shrimp), 1683 nucleotides. The record is from RefSeq and is a predicted model, not a curated record. NCBI's taxonomy places the organism in Eukaryota, Metazoa, Arthropoda, Malacostraca, Decapoda, Penaeidae.
AUGUCUUACAGUGCGCGCAUUGUACUUUCACUGGCAGUACACUGUCAUCUCGUGACAUUGCUGGCGUUCACAGGGGUGACUUUGGCAGAUGUCAUUCAACCUCACGAGGCCACAGCAACCAAGCAGGAUACAGACGACCCUCCUGCAGAUAUCCUGCACUAUAGUGGUGAUGAUGACGACUACAUCACCGCCGAGUCUCAAACGUUGUUACCUAACGACCAAGACGACGAGGAAGUUCUCCUUACUGCCGGUUCCGAAGUACGACCGCAAAGACGGCGACGACCUGGCGGGAAAAGGAGGAGACUACCGCUAGACCCCGAACGACUGCGUCUUAUCAUAAAGAGACGACAGGAACUUGGGUUGCCUGUGAGGAAGCUGGUCAGGGCACAGCAGGCUUUAAUAGCUUACGAAGAACAAAUGAGAACACAGCAUGUCAGUAGGGAGAUGUACAAUGGAACAACUAUUUCACCAUGUGAGUGGACUAUAAAAACUUUACAAGGAUGCACCCAUUUACAAGAAUCCGCAGCAGUCGACACAAAGCCCGAAAUACUCACCAGCGCCCACACCCUCGUGACGCCAGCUCCACGCACCCGCCCUUUGACUACAACUACAACCACCACAACGACGCCUGCCCCCGCCGCUGUCACCACCACCAGCACGCGCAGGGGUGCCCGCUUCCCUUCCUUCAGCGCCGUCACUCGAGAGCAGAGACACCGUCACAGAGCAAAAGGGAUCCGUGGCAGUUGGGGCCUUAAGACGAGCGUUGUGGAAAAGAACGAAGAGCAGAAAGAGGAAGCAAAAGACAGGGAAGACGAAAAGGAGACAUUGAGUUCGACGACGCCCAUAUCGAGGUCCCUGUCCACCCGGCGUCGGGGACUCGCCAAGGUGCUAAAGCGACCCGCGCGUCCACUAGCUCUCGGAAACUCUUCCCAGACGCCAACACCCACACUGAAGCCCUCACCCGUAACGGUGAGGAGUGAAGACAAGAGGCUUCGCUACCGCCCCGUCCUCGCCAGGAAGAAAAAUCUCAAGAAGCAACACACGACUACUUCAUCUUCCUCCCAUUCCGUCACGACAGAAUCAUCCAUCCACGGUCCUUACGAACCCGACCAAUAUGGUCACUCGGAAUCCCCGAACCACGACGGCCUCCCGACCAAACCAAGACAAACACCCGUGCCCAAGAAGGUUGUUUUGGAUCCUGUGCUCACGACAAAUAGAUUUUUUCAAGAUCUUCAGGAACCUAAUUACUUUCCCGAGGAACCCACUUCCUCAAAACUCAGACCGGUCUCCACGCCGCAGAAUACCGCCUACACCACUGCAUCGGUGUACACGACAGGAGCCCCGGCCUACGCCUCUGACAAAUCCCUGGACAUAGUGUACGACCCGGCAGAGCACGCAUCCCCUGCCUAUGUCCUGGCGCCAGAUUUCGCCCCAGAGCCAGUUUCCUUUGCCUCUCGAGCCCAGCCACAGCAGUCCUAUGUCCACGAAACAACUUUUGCCCCGGAGCCAGGUUAUGCGAUCGAACCCGAGUACAGCUCCCAACGUGCGUUUGUUCCCGAACCAGUCUAUGAUCCCGACCCUGUUUAUGCCCCUGAACCAGUCCAUGGUUCCACUUUCGACGCCGAACCGGAAUACAGCGAUUAUGAGGAUUACUCGUCAGAGGAGGACAAUGCGGGAGCGGGG